GGGGCGCUCUGGGGCAUGUGGGCUGCGGUCGUGGAGCUGUGGGGCCCUUUGGCUGGGCUGCGGGCUCUACGUGGCGGCCACACUGCGGCGCUCCUUCCUCCGGGCCAUGCGCGGGCCCUGCACAGCUCCGCCGCUUCCUGCGGCAGCAAGAAUUUACUCAAGAAAUUCUCCUCAAAAACCAGAAAGAAGUUUUGGUAUGAAAGCCCUUCUCUGGGGUCUCACUUGACUCAGAAGCCAUCCAAGUUUGAAUUCCUCACAAAAAGCACCUCAAAGAAGACCAGGAAGGAAGAUCAUGUGCGUCUGAGGGCCCUGAAUGGCCUCCUCUACAAAGCGCUGACAGAUUUGCUGUGCACCCCUGAGGUGAGCCAGGAGGUCUACAACUUGAAUGUGGAACUCUCCAAGGUCUCUCUGACUUCAGACUUCUCAGCCUGCCGCGUGUACUGGAAGACGAGUCUCUCCCAGGACCAGAACAAGCACACGGAGGCCAUCCUGAAGAAGAGCGCCCCCUACAUGAGGCACCUUUUGAUGUCUCAGCAGACCGUAAGGAAUGUCCCACCCAUAGUGUUCAUUCAAGACAGAAAAAACAUACUUCUGGCUCAGGUGGAUCAAUUAUUGGCAGUGGCUGACUUUGGACCCCCAGAUGAAAGGGAUGACUCAGCACAAGAUGGUUUGCGGAACCUUGAUGUCCAGUCACUGCGUGACUGCGCAGAAUCCACCACACGCUUGAGUCUGUGUGGGAUCGAUCAUGAGGCCCUCAAUAAACAAAUAAUGGAGUAUAAACGGAGGAAGGAGAAAGGACUCCUGGGAGUGAGGCUGGACCCACGUUCAGGGCAGAAGCAAGUGACUGAGAAGACACAGCUGCUGAGAAGAAAAAAGAAGGCUCUGUCACACCGGGACCAGGAUGUCUCCCCCAGGAGCUUCCUGUUGGGUGAAGAGAAUGAGGCCGAGGAGGAGGACGACGACGGCACCACAGAGCUUGAAUUCCAGGCCCAAGAGGCAGAAGAUGGGUCAGAUACAGAGGCUGGAGCCAGCAGGGCGCAGCCGGGCCCUGUGACAACAGGGCGGGGCUAGGGGAGAGGCCGCAGUAGCCUGUACUGCUGUCCAUGGAGUGAGGAAGGACGUCUGCCGUCUACUGAGACAGUGGUGAAGGUGAGGCUCUGGGUGGCGGAGGCUUCCCAGCUGUCCAGUGUUCUGUACCUUCCACAUAUCUGUAACUAACAAAUAAAUUUAUUUUUUAUUUACUUGUU
Molecule: messenger RNA, 1247 nt
Organism: Jaculus jaculus (lesser Egyptian jerboa)
Lineage: Eukaryota; Metazoa; Chordata; Mammalia; Rodentia; Dipodidae
Gene: Rbfa
Product: ribosome binding factor A
Exons: 6
Coding region: 16-1071 (351 amino acids)
Biological process (GO): rRNA processing
Source: RefSeq, a predicted model, not a curated record